Gastrolobium bilobum is the source of this 462-nucleotide messenger RNA. RefSeq names its product glycine-rich protein-like. NCBI's taxonomy places the organism in Eukaryota, Viridiplantae, Streptophyta, Magnoliopsida, Fabales, Fabaceae. The record is from RefSeq and is a predicted model, not a curated record. The transcript is spliced from 4 exons. Bases 1 to 462 code for a protein of 153 amino acids.
AUGACUCAUACUUCGCAUGCUGAUGAAUAUCCUAAUUAUCAGGGUCAACAGAAAGUUCACAUUGAGUUGCGAAAAAUGGGUUCCAAGGUUUUCCUUGUUCUAGUUAUGUUCUUGGCGACUAUCAUUCUCAUCUCUAGUGACGUUACACCCAAACACUUCGAAGAGAAACAUGACAAAGAAGAUGGUAAUCUUGCCACAAAUGGGGUAGAUGAAAGCAAAUAUGGCUUUGGUGGUUAUGGCGGCUAUGGUGGUUAUGGAGGUUACGGUGGAUAUGGCGGCUAUGGUGGGCGUGGUGGUUAUGGCGGCUAUGGUGGCUAUGGAGGUUAUGGUGGGCGUGGAGGCUAUGGCGGUUAUUGCCGCUAUGGUUGCUGUGGUUGGGGCUACUAUGGACGCUGUCUAAGGUGUUGCUAUUAUGCUGGUGAACAUGUUGAGGCUAGUGUUGAUGCUAAACCUCACAACUAA